This is a messenger RNA of Helobdella robusta, 1647 nucleotides long. RefSeq lists its product as hypothetical. Gene Ontology annotation, biological process: carbohydrate metabolic process; amino acid transport. The transcript has 11 exons. The record is from RefSeq and is a predicted model, not a curated record. The coding region runs from base 1 to 1647 and encodes 548 amino acids. Lineage: Eukaryota; Metazoa; Annelida; Clitellata; Rhynchobdellida; Glossiphoniidae.
AUGGAAGGUGAAACGGUGGAACUGAAGUCUGAUGUUGAAGCCAACAAUGUUGGAGGUGAACUUAAUAUCACUUUUUCUAAGUCACCAACUGAGGAUGGUGUGAAACCAUUUCAAGUAGAUACUUCUGAUGACUAUUGUGGACUGAAAAAAGAAGAUCUUUUGAAGUAUGCUAAAGAUCCAUAUUGGGUCCGUCUGCGUAUUAUUCUUCUGGUCUUGUUUAGUAUUUUGUGGAUUGCUAUGCUCGUAUCAGCCAUUGUCAUCAUUGUAUUGACUCCAAAAUGUCCACCCAGACCUCAUCAGGAAUGGUGGGAAACAGCUGUUAUUUAUCAGGUUCCAGUUGAGGCUUUUCAUGAUAGUAAUGGUGACAAAGUUGGAGACUUAAAAGGUCUUACAGAGAAAUUAGAUUACAUCAAGCAUACUUUAAAAGCAGAUGCUAUUGCCAUGAGUCCAAUUUAUAAAUAUGGUCUGGAGCCUACUAACUUUAACUAUUCCAUACCAUCUCCUCCAUUGGGCACUCUGAAUGAUUUUAUUCAUCUGGUCAAUUCUGCCAGAAAGAAGGAUUUGAAAAUAGUUUUAGAUUUUGAUUUUGUGAAACUGAAUGAAGAUUUAAAAAGCCCAGAAAAUAAAAAACUUGAUGAUAUGUUGUGGAAUUGGCUCAAGUUAAAAAUUGAUGGAAUCAAAAUUAUAAAUGAAAAUGGCAUCUCCAAUGAACAAAUAAAUCAUUGGAAACAACUAUUUGAGAAUUUUACAAACCAAGAUACUCAAACAACUCAAAAGCAUCCCAAAGUGUUGAUGGAAUACAAGGCUGGUCGUUCAACUAAUGAACUGACAUCAUUGAAGACAUCUACUAACUUUGUUCCUGUUAAUGAAGCGCUUCUCAGCAUGAAGAUUGAUUGCAAGGCUAAAUGUGUCAGUGACCUGGUUCACAAAUGGCUGAGUGAUAUUGGACCUACUUCAAAAAUAUCCAAUUGGAUGUUUGGUGGCUCUAAAAAUGGAAGAAUAGCCAGUAGGAUGGUAGACAGGCAUGCUGAGAUAAAUGGAGAUGGAAUGUUGAACGCAGCCAAUCUUUUGUUGAUGACACUUCCUGGCAGUGCUUUUGUGUAUUAUGGUGAUGAAAUUGGGAUGAAAGACUCAGCUUUGAACGAGCUGAAUGUGAAUCCAAUGCACUGGGAUGAUAGUUCAUCAAUGGAAGGAAAUUCAACUAAAGAUAGUAACUCAACUGACCAAAAUGUUGAGAUGUAUUUCAUGCUUCAGUAUCAAUCAGCUCACGGGUCAGGUAUGAGUCAUCUGAAAGUCUUCCAGAAAUAUGUUUUUCUAAGGAAAGAACCUUCCUUGAAAUGGGGAACCUUGCACGCCAGCAUUUUGAAGAAUGUGUACUUUUAUCUGAGAAAGGCAGAAGGACACAGCAACUUGCUAGUGGCCAUCAACUUUGGCCCAGGACCAUCUGCUGUUAAUUUAAGAUCAGGUAAAAUGGCAGACAAGAUCCCAGCUGUGAAUGCAAUCAUAGCCACAUCCACAUACAAUUUUGAAGGCAAGAGGAUUGACUUGUUUGCAGAUGGCACAGAAAUUGAUCUGGGUGUUCCAAUACUUUUGCAUGCUGGAGAAGGUAUCGUCCUCAAAUGGGAUGAUCCUAAAUCUUGGUUCUAA